AUGGAGCACCUCGCGCGCGACCCCGCUCCUAUGACUCAGGUGUACCACCUCAUGGACGAGGGGAUGUCCUUCAAGGUCACGGUCAUGCUCCGUGCAAGAAGGGUGGAGAAGUGGAUCAAGUGCGGGAAGAUGGACUAUCUCGACAACGCGCCAAUCAAGUGCAUAGGGUUGGAUUGCGAGUUUACCAACCCUCGCGAUGUGCCACAAGCUCUCAAGGAGUUCUUGCAGGACGGCUCCAUCAGAUUCUGCGGUGCGAAUAUCGGCAAGGAUGUGGAGAUGCUAUAUACUCCCGAAUCCCAAAAAAAUCUUGAGAAGAAGAAGAGGAAGAAGUACAAGAAGAAGGACGCCACGCAAGAAAAAGAAGACGAUGAACUCAUAUUUCGGUGGGCCAAUGUUCCACUGAGCUUCGAGCAAGCAUGCUAUGACGUGUUGGAUGCUCGUCUGGGCUUAGAGAUGGCUAGGAGUUAUUGGUAG
Messenger RNA from Lolium perenne, 474 nucleotides. RefSeq lists its product as uncharacterized. NCBI's taxonomy places the organism in Eukaryota, Viridiplantae, Streptophyta, Magnoliopsida, Poales, Poaceae. The record is from RefSeq and is a predicted model, not a curated record.